Messenger RNA from Symbiodinium sp. CCMP2456, 558 nucleotides. Lineage: Eukaryota; Dinophyceae; Suessiales; Symbiodiniaceae. The record is from the annotation of a GenBank genome assembly.
AUGGAGAUGGCGUCGGAUGAUCCGGAGACCCGUUGCGUAUUCCUCCAUGGUGGUGAGUCGCGGCUCUUCACUGCCGGUUUGGAUCUGAAGAGCGAGCUUGGCGGUUUCCCGACCGGCGAUGCCACCCUCGACGUUAGCCGCAAGGCCUUUCGAAUGGAGCAGGUCAUCAAGCGAUGCCAAGACGGCAUUUCAAGCCUGGAACGUUGUCGCAAGCCCGUGGUGGUGGCGCUGCACAGCGGCAUCGUUGGAGCCGGCGUAGAUUUGAUCAGCGCCUGUGACAUCCGCUACUGCACGGAGGACGCUUGGUUCUCCAUCGCAGAGGUGAAUGUCGGCUUGGCUGCUGAUGUUGGGACCUUGCAGAGAUUGCCCAAAAUCGUCGGCAACGACUCCGUGGUCAGGGAGCUUGCUCUUACGGGACGGCGAAUGGGAGCUGCUGAGGCGAAGGAGCUUGGCCUCGUCGGAAAGGUGCUGCCAACCCAGGAGGCAUGCUUGGCCGAAGCACGGAAAGUUGCACUGGAGAUCGCCUCGAAAUCUCCAGUGGCGGUGGUUGGCACAAAA